Pestalotiopsis fici W106-1 is the source of this 312-nucleotide messenger RNA. RefSeq lists its product as uncharacterized. Gene Ontology annotation, biological process: mitochondrial respiratory chain complex I assembly. NCBI's taxonomy places the organism in Eukaryota, Fungi, Ascomycota, Sordariomycetes, Amphisphaeriales, Sporocadaceae. The transcript is spliced from 3 exons. Bases 1 to 312 code for a protein of 103 amino acids. The record is from RefSeq and is a predicted model, not a curated record.
AUGGCUUCCGGCUACGGUCUGCAUGGAGGCCCCGGCCGAUGCUUUCCCUUCUGGCAAGAAGUUCUGACUUGCUACGUCGUCAACACAUCUGCCGAGGAUGACUCGGGAAAGAAGAAGUGCGCUCCAAUCCUAGAGGAUUACUACGAGUGCCUGCACCACAAGAAGGAGGCUGCCAGAACAAGAGCACUCCAAUCUGCUUUUAGGAAAGCCGAGUCCUCUGCAGGACGCGACAGCGCACCGACUGCAGGUCAAAUAAGGAAUUUGGGACUGUUAGACAAGGACGACGACACGAAGAAGGUUCUCGAGAAAUGA